CUUGCUUUACCCAUCAGCUAAAUUAGCUUAAACCACUUAUAUUAUACAUGCAGAAAUUUCACAUGGAGCCAAAAGCAGAAACCAGAGCAGGUGAUGAUGAGAAAUGGGUUUCUGAUGCUUCUAUUGAUCAUAAAGGCAGAGUUCCUCUCCGAGCUCGCACCGGCGUCUGGAAAGCUUCUCUCUUUAUCAUCGCAAUUGAAUUUAGCGAAAGGCUGAUUUAUUUCGGAAUAGCAACAAGCUUAAUAAUAUACCUAACAAAGGUGAUGCAUCAAGACCUAAAAACGGCUGCAAAGAGUGUAAACUACUGGUCUGGAGUGACCACUUUGAUGCCUCUUCUUGGAGGGUUUGUUGCUGAUGCUUACUGGGGCCGAUUCUCCACAGUUUUUGCUUCUACCAUUAUCUAUCUUCUGGGUAUGAUUCUCUUAACAAUGUCCGAAGUUAUACCAAGUCUCAAGGCAUGUGGUGGUGAUAAGUGUCAAGAACCAAGGAAGAUUCAUGAAGUAACCUUCUUCCUAGCCAUAUACUUAAUCUCCAUAGGAACAGGAGGUCACAAACCUGCUUUAGAGAGUUUUGGAGCAGACCAAUUUGAUGAUAAUCAUACAGAAGAAAGAAAGAAAAAGAUGUCAUAUUUCAAUUGGUGGAGUUUUGGGCUUUGCUCAGGACUCUUAUUUGGUGUAACGCUCAUUGUUUACGUACAAGAAGAGAUGGGUUGGGGAGUUGCAGAUAUUAUUCUAACUGCAGUUAUGGCUUUUUCAUUAGUUAUUUUUAUUAUUGGAAGGCCAUUUUAUCGUUAUCGGGUUCCUACAGGUAGCCCCUUAACUCCAUUGUUGCAGGUUCUUGUUGCUGCUAUUAAGAAAAGAAGCUUGCCAAAUCCUUCAAAUCCUGAUGAGCUCUAUGAAGUACCCAAGUCGCAAAUGGAUCACCGAAGCAGACCUCUUUACCAUACCCAAAAACUCAAAUUUCUUGACAAAGCGGCUAUUCUAGAAAGCAAAGAAAAUGAAGCUGAGAAACAAAAUCCUUGGAGACUUGCAACAGUGACUAAAGUGGAGGAGAUGAAGCUUAUUAUCAACAUGAUCCCAAUAUGGCUAGCAACCUUACCAUUUGGAGUAUGUGUAGCACAAGCCUCAACAUUCUUUAUCAAGCAAAGCACAACAUUAGACAGAAAAAUUGGUAACAAUGGUUUCUUAAUCCCUCCAGCUUCGGUUUACUCACUAGCUGCAAUUGGCAUUUUAAUCUCGGUAACCUUUUUCGAGAAAAUCCUAGCACCAGUACUAAGAAGAGUGACCGGAAACGAGCGAGGCAUCAAUAUCCUUCAAAGAAUAGGAAUUGGAAUGGUUUUCUCAAUUUUGACAAUGGUAAUUGCAGCUUUGGUAGAAAAAAGAAGGCUAGGUAUUAUGGAGAAAGAUCCAUUAAAGGGUUCACUUUCAGUAAGUGUGUUUUGGUUGGCUCCACAACUUCUUAUUAUAGGGUUUGGGGAUGGAUUUACAUUAGUAGGCUUACAAGAGUAUUUCUACGACCAAGUUCCUGAUUCCAUGAGAAGUUUAGGCAUUGCAUUUUACCUUAGCGUGAUCGGAGCCGGGAGUUUUCUUAGCAAUCUUCUGAUAACAAUUACUGAUCAUGUGACUGAGAAAUAUGGAAAGAGUUGGUUUGGCAAGGAUUUGAAUAGUAGUCGUUUAGAUAAUUUUUAUUGGCUUUUAGCAGGAAUAAGUGCAGCAAAUUUAAUAGUUUAUAUAUGGUUGGCUCGAAGAUAUUCUUAUAAAAAUGUGAAUAGGAAUGUGGCUGUAGCUGAUUGCUCUGGUGAUGAUUGGGCAACCUCAAUGCCUUGAACUCAACUAGUGUAAAAAUAAUUAUGACUUAAAAUUCCUCUAUGUAAUAUGUAAUAGUAUGUUAUGUUAUUUAGUCAUGAAGAUUUCUUGUGCAAUAUAAUGUGUGCUCGAUUACAAAACAA
Messenger RNA from Jatropha curcas, 1948 nucleotides. Its product is annotated as protein NRT1/ PTR FAMILY 5.6. Gene Ontology annotation, cellular component: membrane. Lineage: Eukaryota; Viridiplantae; Streptophyta; Magnoliopsida; Malpighiales; Euphorbiaceae. Gene Ontology annotation, molecular function: tripeptide transmembrane transporter activity; dipeptide transmembrane transporter activity. The record is from RefSeq and is a predicted model, not a curated record. Gene Ontology annotation, biological process: transmembrane transport; dipeptide transport.